CUCAUCGCCUUGUCUGCACAUCACGAUCCCUGUCCGUUUGCAUCUUCUAGCAGAAUUAUCGCUCAACACGUGGCUGUACGUUCCGUUCCGGGAGCGAUAGAGCACAUCCUUUCCUGUGGCGACUGAUCCAGCUACUGCUGCUUCUGCAUAGAAUUUUUGAUCUGUCCCAGAAGGAAUAUUGAAUAUUGUGUCAACAUCUGGCGGAACGUAUACGUAUCAGAUCCUUCAUACCUCAUCACAGCGGUAGCAGGGCUUGCCGCGAGUGCAUCAGACCUGCGCCUGCUGGGGCAAGCGGUCCAGUGGCCAAAGAUGGAAGACAUAUUCGGGCCGGAACCGACAGCAGACAUCCCUGCUGAGGCCGCCGCUUCGGAGACGAACAAAAACCUCGAAGAAUUUGAUGACAUCUUCGGCGAUGGAAGUACAGCGGCACCAGCGGCAGGCGAGGGAGCAGGCGGUUCAAGCUCGGAGCAGGCCAAGGACGCGCCCGCAGUGCCCGCAGCAGCGUCAGGUGGGAGUGGUCUGGACGAGUUCGACGAUAUUUUCGGGGACUCCGAGCCUGUCGAAGCCGCUAAUGCGGGGGAAACGGAGGACGUAGCCGCAGGCGGCGCUCCCUCAGCAACAGGGGAGGAUUCGACUCCAGCAGUAGCAGCAGCAGCAGGUCCUGGCGCUGCUGCUGCUGCUACUGAUGCCACGGGUGAGGCAAGGGGAGCCGGGGGAGACAAAGAGUUCUUGGACUUUUUGUAUGACGGCGAUGAUGCGGGCUCAGGAGAAGCGGCAUCGGAACCCCCACCGGCAACGGCGAAAUCACCGGCAACGGCGAUGUUGGGCUCAGCAGGUUCGCCGCCGUUUGGCCGCAAGAGCCCGGACUCUAACUCUACGCUAGGCGAGGAAGGCUCGUUCCUGGAGAUCCCUCCUACUAUCACGAGUCCGUUCCAAGCGCUAGAAGAAGUAGCGGGACCAGACUCCCGGCCGGCAUCGGGCCCGUUGGAGGGUUCUCCGCUCAAUCUGCCUAUUGCGGAGGAAUCGACGGCUACAGCAACAGCGGCGAGCGAGCCAAAACCGAGCUCCCCGGUCCCUACGGCUACGUUGGAAACCUACGUGCGCAAGGAAAGAGCGGAGGUGUUGCGACCCUUGCCGGACGACCCGGCCGCCGCCCUGCGCGAGGUUGCAUCACCCGGGGUUCCACCUACCGGCGACGGCGGAGAUUCUCAGGAGGAAGGAACGGCAGCAGCAGACGACGUGGGCUACGUGCGGCGGCUGUGUGCCGCAACGGGAGGGUUCCUCCCGCCCGACCUUCGGCCCGUGGUGUGGGGUCUUCUCCUGGGCCGUGGCCGGAAGCCGUCUGACGCGGGUUUCCUGAAGUGGCGGGCGCGGAGGCGGGAAGCGCUUGCGGCGGGAGCCGCCGACGCCCCCGCCGUUUCCUACAAGCUGGACCUGCGGAACGAUUGCCUCGCGCUCGCGCGGCGGCUGUGCGAUGAUGACAACGUCGCCGGGGAGAACGAUGGUGGCGGGGCUGGCAAUGGUGCUAGCUGCGAGGGGGGGGGUGCGAAGAAAGACCCGGAAGCUCUGGCGUUCGAUAUUGAAGAGGUCCUGACUUUCUACUGCACGCGCAGAUCUGAAGCCUACGAGCCCGUUCUGUGUGCCCUCGUCGGUCCGCUCUUCUCGAUGGGCCUUGACGCCCCCGCCGUGUCGACGAUGCUGAACCCUCUCGUCGGCUCCGUCACGCUCUUCUUGGGGAGGGGGCUGACACACGCGGUGCGGGACUUGGCGUGGGCGCACGCCCACCGGCGUCUGCACGACCUGUGCACGUACCACGACCCGGAGCUGGUGCAGCACCUCAACAGGUCUUUCCCAGGUUGGGAGAUGCCUCUCCCUGGGGCCAGCGCAUCGCACGCGGAGACAAGCGCUCUCGACCAAGAAGCUUCAGCAAUGGUCGACGACCUCGAGUCCUCCCUGGAAGGCUUUGCCCCCAGGCGACGCUCCAUGAAGGCCGGCUCGGCGGCGCAGGCGGAAGCGGUCGGCGGUGCGGCGGCGGGGGGGCCGGCGGCGGCGGCGGCGGCGGCCGGGCGGCCGGCCCGAGCGGCCGGGAAGGGCUUGGUGGAGCCGUCGCUGCUGGUGGCGGCGAACGCGGCGCUCGGGGCGUCGGCGCCCUUGGGGCGGCUCCUGCCGCUGUGGGACUACCUGCUCGUGCGGCACGACAAACACUUCGGUUUCUUCUUGCUUCUGGCGGCUUUGCUUCGCCGCCGAGAGGAGCUUCUCCUUGCGACCGGUCCCCAGCUACGCCUCCUUUUGGCGGAAACUCUUUCCCCCUCGGCGAUGGCGAGCCUCUUAGUCGACGGAGAAGAGAGCCUCGAGGGGGAGGCAGCAGCAGCAGCGGCAACGGUGGUUGCUCCGGCGCUUGCCCUGUGGUGCCAGGAGGCGGAGGCGCUUGACCUAGCGACGCCGGAGUCGUUCAGGCACCACCUGGCGCUUAUCGGCGAGAUUGCUGAGGCAGAGCACGAGGCGGCUGUCAGAGCGCGUGCGCGACGGAGGGCGGAGGGAGGGAGUGGCGGGCCGGACGGGAAGGCUGUGGAAGUACCGGCGUCGUCGGGAAGCAAAGAGGCUGGCCCAGCAGCGGACAGUGGUUCUCCGUUGGCGCCGACCUCACCCAGACCUCAAGCGGCGGGGCAAGCAGGGGCGGAAGCAAGCAAAGGGCUGGGUCACCCGUCUCUGCUGCGCAUGCGGACGAUGAUGAAGACGGCGGGAGACAAGCUGGCCGCGGAUUUCAAGAACCUCAAGGUGGGCAAGGGUUCCUGCAGAAUCUUUCUCUUUCCAAUCCUCACACUCGCCCGCCCGAACCCAGAAAACUUCCGACAAUCUCGGGAAGGCCUCGCCCCUCCGACAGAGCUGUCACUGCCGCAGCUGUGCCUCGCCGUCAGUGCGAAGGAGCUAGUGGCGGGGGUCUCCGGCAGGCGUCGGGAGCGUGCUGCGACAGGGGAUGGGAGUGGAGAGGCGGGGGCAAGAGGGGCGAAGGGCGUGGAUGCCGAAGGGCGUCAGGGUUCGCUUUUCAGGCAGCGACAGCCGUUGGCAUUUUUCGCGGUCGACUGCAGGCCUAAGCAGCAGGUGGACGCAGGCCGGUUUCCGACUGCGUAUCACCUAGAUCCAUCGGCAAUGGAGAACCCGGAAGAAAUGGCCGAGAAAAUCAUGCCGGUGUUCGAGCCCCUUAGGAAGCGGGCGCACGUAUGUCUUAUCGGUAGCGGGGAUGGGCAUCUCCGGGCGAGGGGGCUUGCGGAUGGGAACGGGCACCAGGUUGGGGGGGGUAUCGGGAGCCAGAGGGCCGCGAGAGACGACUACAGCUACGUGAACACGUGUGCUCUGUUCUUCGUGAAGCGAGGGUUUCCGUACGUGUCGGUGCUUGAGGGGGGGUAUGCCGCCGCCCAUGAGCUGGUGACGGACACGAUGGCCGCCGGGGCCGAAGGGGUAGGGGACGUCGCUCUCUCCGCCGUCAUCGUCGACCACAUCACCGCCGCCUGCCGGCUCUGCCUUGUCCAGAAGCCCGGCGGCGCCAGCGCUCCCGUAGGGUCGAAGUUCCCGCUCUCCCCGCCGCUGUGGGAGCGCAUGGGGGCGGCCGAUUCGUCCACCCACGGCAUUAUCGCCUCCACCGACGACAGCUGCAAGGGCAGCGGCAAGAAGGGGAGCGAGUCGCCGUUCUUCCCGACUAAGUCACCGGGCACGGAGAAGACUUCGUCCUCUAGCCACAGCAGCGCUAGCGCCAGGAGUGGUGGCGAUGUGGUCAGCGGCGGCGAGGGAAGCGGCCACGACAGCUCUGCCACCGCUCCUCCUGUGGCCGCCGCUGGCACCACCACCGGCAGUAGCAGUAGUAACAUGUUCAGGGGGGGGACCAUGUUUAGCGGGAUGAAGAUCAACAUGGGCGAAAUCUUCAAGAAGGGUGCCGCGACAAGCAACGACCCCGAGGGAGGAGCUAGUGCUGAGGCCGCGGGAUCGGAAGGGAGUUCUAACACUACUGCUCAGGCUGCGGCGGAUAAACCGGAGGAGGCGGGGAAGGGGGAUCGGGAGCCCGCCACAGACUUGGCGGCGAAGCUUCGCAUCUCGCUUGGCAGGUUCGGUAGCUUGAAAGAGGUCAAGAAGGAUACCGACGGGGCUGGUAGCGAGGCUGCGACGGCGGCGGCGGCGGCAGGGGGCUCAUCUGAAAAGGACAAGGACUCCGGGAUCGGAUCGCUAUUCCGAAAGGCGCAAUCCUUCAAGGCGGCCGACGUAGCCGCAGCGUUCGCCGAUCUCCGCGACGGGCCCAAGACCUUUGGUGCCGCCUCCCCCACGGAGGUGGAGGAGGUGCUAGGGGAGGAAGAGGACGAUGACGAUGACGCGGGGGAGCUAUUCGUAAUCGGCGAUGAUGAGAGUGAGACCAGCGAGAACCCGGACAGUGACUUCGAGGGCUUCGACGGGGAGCAUCCGCCGCCGCGUGCUGGAGGCGCUCGCACCGCGGCGGACAAGGAAGUCGCGCUACUGGAGCACCGCCUCAGCGGACAAAUCAAGGGGGCGACAAUGGUGAGCGUGGUUGGUUGUGGCAUGGGUACACUAACUGUGCUUCUUGCGGUUGGCGACCUUGCGGUCGUAGACGACUUUCUCAAGGUGCCGGGGGCCAAGGUGUUCACCGUCACCAAGCACAAGGUGACCUUCCACGACGUCGACGCCACCCCGGAAACCUCGUCACCAGACAGCAGCACCAGUACCGCCUCUCCCGAAAACGACGCCGAAGGCGAGGACGCAAAAGCUAGAACCACCGAGGAGAUGGGAGUUGCAGGAGAUUCCGAGGUCGAAGCGAGCGGCAACGCAGACGGCGAGGAGGAGGAGGAGGAGGAGGAGGAGGAGUCGCGGCAGCAAGAGGAGGGGUCCAAGAAGAAGGUGAGGGUCCGCGCGGUAACGGAGCUCGAGCGCGUGGUCUUUCUGUCGCGGGAGCGCAUCUUGGUCCUCGCCUGCCCGUCCGGACCGACAAGCCCGGGGCUCGUGAAGUCGAACCACCACCUCACCGAGCUGCAGAAGAUGACCUUCAUGAGGAGAGACCCAUCGCUGGUGACCCUGCACUACUUGGCGCCGGGGGGCCAGCAGGAGGAUGGUUCUCCCGGGGCGACGAAGCGGAACGUGUACCGGUUUGGUCUGGACGACAAGGAGGCGUUUAUCCGGAUCAUCCGAGGGGCUUUACAACGGUUCCAGGCGUAAGAAUGAGCUGGGCUCGUUUUGGCCUAUUUUUUCGCUCCAGAGACAGCAGCAGUGUGCGGUCGAAUUUGAUGGGGAACCACUGUUGGUGGUUCGGACAUGGAUGGGUCCCUUUGUUGUCUGUGACAAGACGGUUAGAUACUGUGGCAUCAGUUUCAUUUCUUCAUUGGGUGUGGUUUGGUUUGGUUGUUCGGCCUUCCCGGUUGUUUGGAGUUUUUGUCAUCCGGUCGCGUUGAAUCGUGCCUUGAAACGAUACCGUUGUUUUUUAUGCAGUCGGGCAAGGGUGGUGGCGGUAGUGCCCAUAAGCGCACACGUAUGCUGCGAUGUUGGAAGGCGUUUUUUUUUGCUUCGGAGAGGAGCGCUAAGCGUGCCCCCCAAGGACUCCUCCCGUUAUAGGGGUGGCGCGGGUCGGCGCUUGUGUUUCGCGUUUUGGCACGCUUCCGCUCGGUUCUCCGAAACUGCAAUCCAUGCGCAGCUAAACAGACCGCCUCAGCUUCAGGAGUUGCCACUCCCGCUGAUAUGUCGAUGAGGCUCGCUGAACUGCUGGCUGCUCCUUCCCGCAAAUCGACGGCCGGCGCGACGUUUCUGCCUCUGUCGUUGGUGUCGAUCGAGGCUGGAUGUUACCGAGUAUGGUCCGUAGCACUUUUGCUGCGAAGUUAGGCUGGGCGCAGCUAGUGCGUCCAUCAGCAAGGUCGUCGUGUGCCUAGCGACGUGCCUAUAUACUGGUGUAGGUCUAGGUAAAGAGGUGCGAUGCACAUAGUAUGGAAUAGACGAGCCGCAGCAAGCAGUUUGUGCGUCGCGGCGAAGGAAUCACAGGCCAGGUGUGUGCGUCCUUCUCUCUGUUUUGUUAUGCCCGUACAGUCGACCCCGCUGUAAGGACGCUCGCGUUCAAAGGAAACUCCCCGCCUCAAGGAAACUUUUUUUGCCAAGCACCACGGGCCCCG
This is a messenger RNA of Ectocarpus sp. CCAP 1310/34, 6158 nucleotides long. The record is from the annotation of a GenBank genome assembly. Lineage: Eukaryota; Phaeophyceae; Ectocarpales; Ectocarpaceae.